AAUAACAGUCGGCGGCGGCUCGGCGGGUCGACGCACACAAGUGCAAGCUGUCGCGGCCCGCGCUCGUGGCCCCCCGGAUAUAAAAGCCCGCCUGUCCUCGCCGCUCCACCUCGCUCCUCCGACAACAUGGCCCGCUUCUUGUGCAUCGUCGUAGCGCUGCUCGCCGUCGGUGGCUGCAGCGCCUCGUCUGCGGUGUCGGACCGCGAGAUCAAGCAACUGUCCGAGAAGCUGUUCAGCAUCGACAAGCACGCGCUGUCCGAGCUCGUCAGCAUCGACCUCCAGGGCAAGACCUACUCCAGUGCCACGGACGACAAGGCGCCCAACCCCCUCCUGAGCGUCAACGACGCCGCCACCAAGUCGGCCAACGCCAACGUGAAGCUGCUGGCCGCCCUGUACGACAACUACGUCCCCGACUGCACCGUGGCCGAGAAGGAGACAGCCCAGGAGAAGCAGGAGCAGAGCGCUCUGCUGGACGGGCUCAUGGCCACCCCCGUGCUCUCCAACACCCUCAGCUUCCUCGCCGAAAAGGGGCUCGUCCCCACCGGCAAGGCCGCUCAGAAGGAGUUCCUCCGCAAGCUGUGGUUCUCGCUGUACUCGCGCGGCGGCGGCGUUCUGGGCUCCUCCGCCUUCGAGCACGUCUUCCUCGGCGAGCUCAAGCGCGGCGACGUGUCCGGCAUGCACUCCUGGCUGUUCUACAACCACGAGGAGGAAAACGGCAACGUGGACUACAAGGGCUACAUCAAGAAGCUGAGCCUCGGCCAGAGCGGCACCCUCCUGAAGUUGCGCUUCGAGUGGCUGGGCUCCAACAAGCCCGUCAACAGCCUGUUCGUGGGAGCCAGCCCCGAGCUGGAGAUGUCCCUGUACACCUUGUGCUUCCUGGCGCGCCCGGACCAAAAGUGCCACGUCUCCGCCAACGGCGUCAACUUCUACAUCCAGUCGUGGAGCUUCAAGCUCAGGGACGGCUUCUCCACCAUCGGCAGCGCCUACCCCGCCCUGUAAAACUGUGGAAUGUUCAUCCGCUUCGCGGCGCGUUGGAAAUAAAAACUCCGGCGGUUGCGCUUCCUCUGAAA
This is a messenger RNA of Frankliniella occidentalis (western flower thrips), 1070 nucleotides long. RefSeq names its product endoribonuclease CG2145-like. The transcript has 5 exons. The record is from RefSeq and is a predicted model, not a curated record. Bases 127 to 999 code for a protein of 290 amino acids. NCBI's taxonomy places the organism in Eukaryota, Metazoa, Arthropoda, Insecta, Thysanoptera, Thripidae. Gene Ontology annotation, molecular function: RNA endonuclease activity.